GAAAGCAUACGGAGAGGCGGAGGAGAGCAUAGCAGCAUUAAGCAGCUCACAGAUCAGUGGAUGCUGACAGAUACACAGCUACUGAUGGGCAGAGGGAGGCAGAAAAUACAGGAUUCUCACUUUUCACAGGAGAAAUGGAGGAGAUGACAAGAUAUACUACCCAUUUUCAUCAUCACACUGAAUAAGCCGGGAAGACAGCAGCAUUACUGCAGCUACAGAUAGACGGCUACACGCCUGCUGUGGACUGCAGAUGGGUCAUAUGAAAUGAGAUGAAGAUAGGCCCCAGCAUAUAAACAUCAAUUUCCACAACAGAGGGUGAAGGAUCUAUAAUUCAGGUCACAGAAAAUGAAGCAUAAUGUAUCCUGAGGAGAAGCUUCCUUAGGAACCUUGUGAUUUCUUCAAACUCUGCAACAGCUAUGAGACGCCAGCAGAGAGGCAACAUGAUCCCAGGAGACAAACACCACCGCCAUUAAAAACACAACAUAAUGUGACCUGCCAGAACACCCUAUUUCAAUCAGUAGAUGGAGUGUUUUGUUUGUCUGUGUUUUGUGUAUCCUGCUUUAAAUCAGAACCCUGUACUUACUAUUACCAGCAACACCUGGACACUAAGAUGUAUUUUACUCAUAAAUGAAAAUGUAAUGCCAUAUGUUUGUAUAUAAUCCUGAAAAUCAUAGUGGACAGUAAGUUCCUGUAGAGAAACCGCUGCAUUGCUUGUUUUUCUAAAGCUCCAUAGAGGAAAAGAAUGAUCAAGGUUGUCUAGUCUAAUGAGAUACUGCUAACAAGUAAUGAUGGGGGUUUCUUUCAUCACAAGCUUUUGAGAUUUGUUAUGUACUGUAUAUUCUAAGACAACUGAGCACCAUUCAUGGUUGUAACAAAAAAAACCUACUCUUUAUCAAGGCUCUAACUAGGCUGGAUCUUUAGAAAGUUAUGCUAUUACAAAUGCCAAAAAGCUCAAAGUUUGGAUUCACUUUAAUUCUCUAUGGCUCUAUUGGCUACUCAAUUUAAGCUUAAAGUUCGUGUACACACUUAAGUGACAAUGGAUUUUAAUGGGAGCCAGAACUUUGGGUCCUAUCCAACAGGCCUGCCCUAUAAUACAAGCAUGGACUAUGAAGACUACUACCAGGAGCCAGAUACAAGUAAAAUCAUCAUCCCAUCCAUCUAUGCUCUUGUCUGUGGCAUAGGUGUCAUUGGCAAUGCCAUGGUUAUCUACGUCAUUUUGAAAUAUGCCAAAAUGAAAACAGCCACAAACAUUUAUAUCCUCAACUUAGCCAUUGCAGAUGAGUUGUUCAUGUUGAGUGUUCCUUUUCUGGCCACAUCAGCAGCCCUUCGUCACUGGCCAUUUGGGUCACUGAUGUGCAGGUUGGUGCUGAGUGUGGAUGGUAUCAAUAUGUUUACAUCAAUUUUCUGCCUGACUGUGCUGAGUGUGGACCGUUACAUAGCAGUGGUCCACCCUAUCAAGGCCGCCCGCUACCGCAGACCCACUGUAGCCAAAGUAGUCAAUGUGUGUGUUUGGGGGCUCUCACUCAUAGUUAUCCUGCCAAUCAUUAUCUUCGCAGACACUGUCCCUGCGCAGGACGGUGGUGUGGACUGUAACUUCUUGUGGCCUGAAGCAGCAUGGUCAGAAGCAUUUGUGGUUUAUACCUUCCUGUUGGGGUUUCUGCUCCCGGUUGGCGCCAUCUGCUUAUGCUACUGUCUGAUGGUGGCCAGGAUGCGAGCAGUGGGGCUAAAAGCUGGCUGGCUUCAACGACGGCGCUCUGAGAAGAAGAUCACAUGCAUGGUGCUGCUGGUUGUGGCAGUGUUCGUUCUGUGUUGGAUGCCCUUCUACAUUGUGCAGCUGGUCAGUGUUUUCCACCAGCCCCCAGACCCCAUGGUCACUCAGCUUUUUGUCAUCCUCAGCUACGCUAAUAGUGGUGCCAAUCCUAUCCUGUAUGGCUUUGUGUCUGACAAUUUCCGACGUUCAUUCCAGCGCAUUGUGUGUUUCCGGUGGCUGGAGUCUGGGUUGGAUGUGGAGCAGGUGGAUUACUGUGCUGUAGCUUUGAAGAGACAAGAAACUUGUAGCCCUGUGGAUUUUCCCAAGGACUGUAUGGCUUCUGAUAUGGUGUUUCGCAAUGGGAUGUAUAUGUCCCGUACAACCACAGUGUAGCAUUCAACCAGAACUUGCAUUCAUUAAAUUGUGCAUUACUGGUUGCUGGAGUCUGGGUCAGGUAGAAGCAGCUGGAUUGGUACUGUAUGCUGAGCUUUGGGUCAUAAGGUUGAGAAAUACUGAAGAACAACUAGAAUAGCAAAUGUACAGCAACCAGCCCAGAUUGGCUGACAUGUUGGGAGAAAAAGAUGUACUGUAAAGUAUAUAAAAAUUCCACUAAUUUUCCUACCUUUAAAGUGCCCAUGGCAUGCUCCAAAUAGUCUGUAAUUAUUUUAGAACCACAAAGCCCAAGAGCCUCCUGUUGAAAACAAGAGGACAGUUUAUGAAAGCGCACAGCUCCUGCUGCCAAUGUUGUAUCAAAAUCUGUUUCCCCAUUGAGAUAUGUUUUCCUUACCUUAAUCCUAACAUUAUCCUAACCACAACCAGUGAGGUGGAUGCUACAUGAAACCAAGUUUUGAACAGGGGAAACUCAUCUGGACAGGGGAACAAAAACACUAACGAUGACAAUACCUCAAAUCCUGCCUGACAUGUUUGAGUCAGAAUAUGAAAGUGGACAGUACAAUGAACCACAACAGCAUUAAAUAAUUUGAAUUCCUCCUCCUUAGAUAGGUAAACAACACUAUAUCUACCAAUGAAAAAAGAUUAGUAACACUCUAAACAAAGUGGGUAUUUGAGAAACCCCAUAUUUUAACUGGCAUAAUGCAGACAUAGUAACUUCUCCAGCUUUACAACAAUUAAUUAUUAAUCCGCUUGUUAAUAUAGCACAUGGAACGCAAAACUGCCUGGAGAUUAUGACCAUUCGAGGAAAUCCUUAAACUAUCACAUAAGACUAU
Monopterus albus (swamp eel) is the source of this 2976-nucleotide messenger RNA. It is a transcript of the gene sstr1b, whose product is annotated as somatostatin receptor 1b. Bases 1037 to 2143 code for a protein of 368 amino acids. Gene Ontology annotation, biological process: neuropeptide signaling pathway; cellular response to glucocorticoid stimulus. The transcript is spliced from 3 exons. Gene Ontology annotation, cellular component: neuron projection; plasma membrane. The record is from RefSeq and is a predicted model, not a curated record. NCBI's taxonomy places the organism in Eukaryota, Metazoa, Chordata, Actinopteri, Synbranchiformes, Synbranchidae. Gene Ontology annotation, molecular function: somatostatin receptor activity; neuropeptide binding.